AUGGCAGUUUCUGGAAUUGUGGGAGUCUUUAUAUUUCUACUGACACACUUUAUAACAUCUUUAGCAGACAAGCAAGAUCUCUCUGGCAAAAUGUUUACCUUUCCAGUGGAGUCUGAUACAGCUCAUGUGAUCUUGGUUCCCAACCAGAGCAAGAGUCUGACUGCAGUGACUGUGUGUCUGCGUUUCUUCUCAGACCUGACAAGAGAGAAGAGUCUCUUCUCUUUUGCCUCCCCCACUAAUGACAAUGCUUUCCUCCUUUUCAAUGGUAAUGGCUAUCAUGUAUUUCAAGAAACAUUUGCAAGGUUUGAGGGAUUCGAGGACAAACAAAAUGAGUGGAACUCUGUCUGUGCAACUUGGGAUUCCCAAACGGGCAUAGCCCAAAUCUGGGUCAAUGGGAAACAAAGCGUGAGAAAGGGCAUCAGCAAAGGAGGCAUCAUCUCUGGAACACCCAGUAUUAUCUUGGGUCAAGAGCAGGACAGUUACGGGGGGAAAUUUGACAAAGCUCAAUCUUUUGUGGGAAUGCUGACUGAUAUAUAUAUGUGGGAUUCAGUUCUUCCUUAUCCUGAGAUUGCUUUAUACAUGAGCUACAUUCAACAGAAAACUGUUGGCAAUGUGAUCAACUGGAGAUCACUGGACUUCACUGCAAAUGGGUAUGUGAUUGUGGAGAAUCAGGUGAACUAGAUUCAUUUAGAAUAUCUACUGAGGUUUAAAUCAACUGGGGAAAAAAUCACUAUAAUGCAUUAUACCUUACGAAUAUAAAGUGCUAUUCUUAAACUGAAAAUUCAGUAAAUACUGAAGGUUUAGUUUUUUUUAUUCAUCCUUAAUCAUCUAUAAAAAUGACAUGCACAACUGGCCUGGUCUCAUAAGAACUACUGUGCUAAUUGGCAACAUAAGCUUUAAUACUUCCCAAGGUAAACUGACUUUGGCCAUUGGACGUAACACACAAGGCCUCACCCAUGUUUCGAUAGUUUUUGGAUCUGAGCCCUGCCUUUGCCGAAGUUCAUUUCUAAGUGAUGUAGUUGCUUCUUGUAGGUCAUGAAGGAUGGAGUUGCCUCCUGUAGGUCAUGCUUGUAAAACCAGUUUCUUUCUUUCUGUCUGGAAUAUUUAUUUUGUGUAAAAAUAUUACCAGACUGUUUGUCUUCUCAGGAUUAUCUGACUAACAAUACUGUACUCUAUCAUUGUCCUUCAUUCUAUUGCUAUCUUCCUCUAUGUUUAUUUCUAAAGAACAAAAUAAAACUUUUCAAUCAACA
Molecule: messenger RNA, 1250 nt
Organism: Alosa alosa (allis shad)
Lineage: Eukaryota; Metazoa; Chordata; Actinopteri; Clupeiformes; Clupeidae
Product: mucosal pentraxin-like
Exons: 2
Coding region: 1-681 (226 amino acids)
Source: RefSeq, a predicted model, not a curated record